AUGCUUUUCGGCGUCUUGGCCAAGACGCUUCAGACUGGAGAAGCAGCAACCUCCAAGCCGAACCGACCCCAGGCGGAGCAGCCAGAGCAGCCACCGCCGCGCCGCGACUAUCUGUCCUGGAAUCCGACGCCCGUUCCAGCGGAUGUGUCCCCCGCGUGGCAACCCGAGCAGCACUUGGCUCGCGCGUUCGAGGCGGCCAACAGCGGCAGUGUAAGCAGUCUCCAACCGGCGCUGCUGGCGACCGUCGCGGCGCUUAUGCUGACCCUCAUCGGUGUCGCCUACUACGUCAGAAUGGUGACCACGGCGCCGUGCUCGUCGCCAGCCUGCCAGCGACUCCAGGCGUUGCUGGACGCCAACCUAAACGCGUCGGUGCCGCCCUGCGUGGACUUCUACGGACACGUCUGCAGUCGCUGGGAAGCUGCGCACUCCCACUCUGUCAGAGACACUAUCUACCAAGAACUCAUGGCCAAAGUGGCGACUAUGGCGAAUGAGGCGACACCUCCCCAACGCGGGCAGACCGCGAUGCAGAAAGCCGCUAUGCUGUAUCAGUCCUGCGCGCAUGUCUACACGCUAGACCGCAACCACAUGGGCGAGGCGCGGUCGCUGCUGGCAGACUUCGGCGUACGCUGGCCUGAGUUGAGCAACACCUCGCGCCUUCUACGCAUCUUCGUUUCCAUGUCUACCACCUGGAGCUGGGCGAGCGUCCUCCAGUUCAUCGUGCAGAGUAACGGACACGUCACAUUGAGGCCCUCGCCCUUCUAUGGGUUGGUGUUAUCCGGGAGGCAGCGCAUGCUUGAGAAGAGUACCGACAAAGAUCACUACCAGGCGUACUACGACAGUAUGGUCGCCGCAUUCGGAGGCGUCAAUGCACGAGCGCAUUCCUACAGAGAACACAAAAUGCUAGAGGACAAGAUGGUACCCGCCCUGAGCGCUGCGCUCGCGACACCGAACUGGACCGCCCUGGAGAACAGCACCUUCAAGGCGAUGGUGAACAAGACCGAUAAUCCUAUCCAGAGUUCCGAAUGGGAGAGCAGCAUACGGUCGAGCUUGAACUUCUCCGAAGGCUCGGUCUUGCUCGUAAGCAUUGAGAACGUCUAUUUCUUCAAGCAGUUCUUUGCCUUAGUUGUGAGCCAGAGCGAAGCGGUCAUGGCCUAUUAUGUCGGUUGGGUUGUCGCACAGGCUCUCUCAUUACUGAGUAGUUCGGAGACAGUCACGAAGUACUUUAUUAGCGACAAGGCCUUAGCGAGUAGGGAACACGCGCUCUUCUGCGCCGACAUCACGCACGUGUACAUGGGAAUUGCUUUUUACGCGGAUUACUUGAGCCGCCAAAUCACGACGCGUGUGCUUGUCGACGUCCUGACCGUCGAGACCACCGUGCAGGCGGCUCUUCGCAGGCACCUCGGCGCGUCGCCGUGGUUGGGAGCCAUUCCCGAGCCCAUGCUGACGGAGGCGGGGCUGGUCGGCUCACUGCGACUGCUGGAGGCUCCCAACGCCACGACGUUGGACGACAUGUACGGACUCUUCCCAGACAUGAGUGAAAAUGUGUUCGACAACGUCCGUCUUGCGGCCGAUGCUCGUGCGAUGACCGCAGCCGACAUAUCUAUGGCGGAAUUCGUAACUAAUGGAAGCGCCCGCCUCUCCUUCCACCCCGCCCACGGCCAGUUCGAACUCUUGCCCGAAGUCCUUGAGAAGCCCUUAUAUGCGUUGGAAGACCUGGACGCUGUGAAGUACGCGACCCUGGGCGGCGAAGUUGCCGAGGCAUUCUCCGCUACCGCGUUCGCAGAAACGACCGACCGGAAACUCCAGCUGGCAUUUACGCUUAAGUCGGCCUGCUUUUUCGGAAGCCAGGUGCUGCUGCGUCACCUCGGGCUGGAGCACGUUGAGCUAGUGCGAAGGGUGACUUCGUUUCAUGUCAUCCUGGGUGCCCUAGCCGAGGCUACCAAUGGACGCGUGCAGACCGCCAGGCUAGCCGGCUACGAGGAUUGGACGGAUGUCGAGCUGCUUCUGGUGAUCUGGUGCUUCGUUCAGUGCGGUGGUCGCAACGGCCGACGCAAGUGCAACGGACCCCUCACCGUUGUAGACGAUUUCGCGCGCGCCUUUGGUUGCAAACAAGCUGACCCUAUGUACAGUGGACGUAAUUGCGCCAUUGCUCGGUGAGCCUAGACCGCGUAACGACGGCAACUAUUUUCGAGGUUGGCGCAAAUUAUCCUGGCAUAUGACCUGGCGUUAAGCGAGUUAUCAGAAAUCAAGUGUUUAGAAAUGACGUCAAAGCAGCAAGUAGUGGAGAAGUUAAUGAUCUGGAAAAGGUGCCUGUGACCUCCGGUCCAGCUAUAUUAUUUUUCGAUGCGAGUGAUUUUCUUUGCGUGGGGAGCAUUGUUGGUCAAAGUUUGUUAUGUAGCUCUUACUUAUUGUGUUAGAAAUGUGCCCGUGUGCCGGCCACUGUGAUGUGUUUUAUUUUGAUAGGCGUUGGCACCGGUUACUUGCGUUUCGAGAACUGGGGGCCAAAGGAACAUUUCACCCAUCUGGUGUUGGUACUCAGGGAUGCAAAGUGCACGCCCCUGAUGAACAUUCCUUGCGUUUAUUAUUCGCAUUUAUUGUUCCUGUAUAAUAAUAUGAAGCAGUAUCUUCUAUUACGAAUUUCACACUUCGUUUCGGUAUGUUAACUGUUCUGUGAAAACUUGGGUCGGUAGUCGGUUGUCUGUGUACAACACUAUUGCCUUAAAUACUGUGAAGCCACUUCUCACUCACGAGUAACCUCGUCUGAAUCUAUUUUGUC
Rhipicephalus sanguineus (brown dog tick) is the source of this 2776-nucleotide messenger RNA. Its product is annotated as neprilysin-1. Gene Ontology annotation, biological process: protein processing. The transcript is spliced from 2 exons. NCBI's taxonomy places the organism in Eukaryota, Metazoa, Arthropoda, Arachnida, Ixodida, Ixodidae. Gene Ontology annotation, cellular component: plasma membrane. Gene Ontology annotation, molecular function: metalloendopeptidase activity. Bases 1 to 2157 code for a protein of 718 amino acids. The record is from RefSeq and is a predicted model, not a curated record.